Athene cunicularia (burrowing owl) is the source of this 6734-nucleotide messenger RNA. It is a transcript of the gene KDM7A, whose product is annotated as lysine demethylase 7A. Gene Ontology annotation, biological process: regulation of transcription by RNA polymerase II; protein demethylation. The annotation marks the transcript as partial. NCBI's taxonomy places the organism in Eukaryota, Metazoa, Chordata, Aves, Strigiformes, Strigidae. The record is from RefSeq and is a predicted model, not a curated record. Gene Ontology annotation, molecular function: histone demethylase activity; transcription coregulator activity. The transcript is spliced from 19 exons.
UAUUCCAGCUGUGUUGGGGUAGAGGAGCACCAUGCUGUUGACAUUGAUCUAUACCAUUGUCCCAACUGUGCAAUUCUCCAUGGACCUUCUCUAAUGAAGAAGAGGAGGAACUGGCACAGACAUGACUACACAGAGUUGGAUGAUGGUUCCAAACCAGUGCAGGCUGGAACACGGACCUUUGUUAAACAGCUGCGGGCUCGCUCUUUCCCAAGUGCUGAUGAAGUCAUUUUGAAAAUGCAUGGAAGCCAGUUGACACAAAGAUACCUGGAGAAACAUGGGUUUGAUGUUCCCAUUAUGGUUCCUAAAUUAGAUGGUCUGGGGCUCAGACUUCCUCCGCCAACUUUCUCUGUUUUAGAUGUGGAACGCUAUGUAGGUGGCGACAAAGUGAUAGAUGUAAUAGAUGUAGCAAGACAAGCAGACAGUAAAAUGAAGCUCCAUAAUUAUAUUAAAUAUUUCACAAAUCCUGACCGACCAAAAGUAUUGAAUGUGAUCAGCCUGGAAUUCUCAGACACAAAGAUGUCUGAAUUAGUGGAAGUACCAGAUAUUGCCAGAAAGCUUUCAUGGGUGGAAAAUUAUUGGCCAGACGAUUCUGUCUUCCCUAAGCCUUUUGUUCAGAAGUAUUGCUUGAUGGGUGUCCAGGACAGCUAUACUGAUUUUCAUAUCGAUUUUGGAGGAACGUCAGUUUGGUACCAUGUUCUCUGGGGUGAGAAGAUAUUCUAUUUGAUCAAACCCACUGAUGAAAAUUUGGCUCUGUAUGAGUCUUGGAGUUCAUCUGUCACCCAGAGUGAAGUAUAUUUUGGGGACAAGGUUGACAAAUGUUACAAAUGUGUUGUGAAGCAAGGACACACUUUAUUUGUUCCAACAGGCUGGAUUCACGCAGUGCUCACGUCUCAGGAUUGUAUGGCUUUUGGAGGAAACUUUUUGCACAACCUCAAUAUUGGCAUGCAGCUCAGGUGUUAUGAAAUGGAGAAGAGGCUAAAAACUCCAGAUCUUUUCAAAUUUCCUUUCUUUGAAGCCAUCUGUUGGUUUGUGGCCAAAAACUUACUGGAAACAUUGAAAGAACUGAGGGAAGAUGGUUUCCAGCCUCCAAGCUAUUUAGUGCAAGGAGUGAAGGCUUUACUUACUGCUUUAAAAUUAUGGAUGAAAAAAGAACUUGUAACAGAACAUGCCUUUGAAAUUCCAGACAACAUUAGGCCUGGGCAUCUCAUAAAAGAGCUUUCCAAAGUGAUUCGUUCUGUAGAGGAGGAAAACAGCAAACUAGUUAAAACUCAGGGAAUUCUUGGUGUGUGUCCAACUUCACGGUCUUCGCAUGAAACAGCUUCCCCUCACCACUCCAGACGAAGGGUGAGGAAACUGCGAGACCAUGCUACCAAAACUCCUUCUAAUCUGGACAUCCUGGAACUCCACACUAGGGAGGUACUGAAAAGACUGGAGAUGUCACCGUGGGAGGAGGAUACCACAAGCUCAAAACUGAACGGGAGGUUUAACAAGCCCUUUCAGCCAUCUUCUACAGUACCUGAGUGGCGAGCAAAAGACAAUGAUCUUCGCCUUCUGCUGUCAAAUGGAAGAAUAAUUAGAGAUGAGAGAUGCCCGUUUACAGAUCGAAGUCUUUACACAGCAGAUAGUGAAGAUGAAGAUGACAGGACAAGGUCGAAAAAGACAACUGUUAAGGUAGAAGACCAGCCCUCAGGAUUUGAAGGAGAAGGGAAUGCAGAUACCCAGAAACCACUGAACAUGUUCUUUGAAAGUGUGAAAUCAGAACUCAGGAAUGGAUCCUCAGAGUACUCUGAUAUUUCUGAUUCAGAAGAAUCUGAGCCUGAUUGCACUACACAGCAGAAGGAUUCCUCCACAGAGGAGUCAGAAAGCUCAGGUGAUGAAGAGAAACAGGAAGUAACAUCAAAUUUCAAAGAGGAAUCUAAGGUCACAAGAGACCUUUAUCAAAAUACCCAGAAGCCAUCCAGAAAUGAAACUCCCAGUAAAAAGGAAUGUCCUACCUCGACAAGUACAGAAGAAGAAGCUAUUCAGGGCAUGCUUUCUAUGGCAGGAUUGCACUAUACUACAUGUUUACCAGGUCAUACUCAAAGCACAGACUGCACAGAUAAAAGAACCUCUCUUCAGGAACACAGAAGCUACCCCAGGAGUCGGCAUAAAGACAGACAGUCAUCUCAGAGCCACAAGACAAUAGAAUGUGGUAGGUCUAUGAAGGAAGAGGAAGGAGACUUGGGGACUUCAGCAUGGGCUAGACACCUGAAUGAAGCUUCGAGGAUUACCCCUCAGGAUACAAGUAAAACUCAAAAAUAUAACAAGAAAGAGGGUGCAUCAGAAGUCAGUCAUAAGGUUCAGGAAAACAGAAGUAUAGUCCACAACAACAGCUUGAGUUUUCAGCAUGGCAAGUAUACACGAGACUCCAGUCUAAUUCAAGGAGAAUGUCGGCUGAGUGAUGGCAGCCUUAGCCCUGACAGGCUGUAUGGUGAAACAUCCUUGUCUGUACCACUUCAUCCAACAAAGAGGCCAGCAUCAAAUCCACCCCCUAUCAGCAACCAGGCGACAAAAGGCAAACGUCCAAAGAAAGGAAUGGCAACUGCUAAACAGCGACUUGGGAAGAUCUUGAAGCUGAAUCGGAAUGGCCAUGCACGCUUCUUUGUUUAAUGUAGCUGCUACUUCUACUACUGCUGUCUUUCCUACACAGACCAGUAUUGAGGUCAACAGAGCCUGGAGCUGCUGUUAUUCCUCUGCUUGAAGCAGACUUGCAUGUACCAUAUAAAACACUGCCUGAUGAACAAAGAUGAGAAAGAAAAGAAAAAAAAAAAAAAAAAAAAAAAAAGAAAAAAAAAAAAAAAAAAGGAAAAAAAAAAAACAAACCAACCCAAUGCUGCAUUUUCACUGUGCCACACCUGCUCAGCAAUAACCAUACGGGAAUGGGGAAAUCUUCAGAGAGACAUGGACUGUGAGAAGUAGUCUCUCAUCAGGGCUUGUAUAUCAUUUGUUGCUGGUAGUUUCUGAGCUAAUUAAUGAGGGGAAGAUGAUGAAGGUGGUUUAUCAAUAAUUUAUUUCUGAUAGAUUUUGACAAGUUUUAAAUUCAUUUUAAAAACCUAUUUAUUUGGAAGACUUUUGUGGGGGUUAUUAAUUUAGAUUUAAGAAUGUGAAAGUUUUUAAUUGUUUUGAUAAUGUAUGUUUGGUGCAGUGGAGAGCCACAUUAAUUGUGAUUAGUCUGGACUCUUAAAUUUGAUAUUCAGGUUAUAGUCUUAAAUAGGGGUGAGAUGCAUUAUUAAUUAUUUUUUAAAUUAAGGCAUAUGGAAUUUUUUUUUUUCUUCCUGCUUUUUGUAAGCUAUUGGCUGGGCUUCUGUUGACUUGCAAGUUGCAUAUUCUCUGCCAGCUUGAUUAUUUUUUUGACCUGUCCUCUUUAAUACAGUUUUAUUUAUUUGAUGGACUAGAAGAGACUCAUAAAGACAGAAGAAUCUCUUGUGUCAGUCCAGUAGCUAACUUGUUUUAAACUGCACCCCUUUCCUCCAAAUUGGACUGCAUACUUUUCCUCCUGUCUGUGAUGAUUUACUUCUGUAAAAAGGCUCCCUGUAAUUGUAUUUGUACAGGUUAUUUAAGAGUUGGUACAAAGGAGGGAAAUGUAAUAUAUCUUUCUGGAGGAACGGGGACAUCAGUUAAGAUAAAUGUUUCUUCAGAACAGUUACUCUGAAAUAACUCAUAAGAUAUACAUUGCCGUCUUAAAAUUUGGUGUAUUACUUAACGUAGCAUGGAAGAAGCAUUAAAAUAUUACUGUUAUACUUAAACACAUUUUACUGAAGAGUCAGGAAGGCAGUAGAAUGUGUGUUUCUUUCAAAGCUGGGUGAGACAGCCAAUUAAAAGUCUUAACUGGUGCAUAUAUAAGCAUUAAGUAGCUUACUGGUAUCAGAAUGAUCAUUUGUCAGGCCUCCUACAGAGCUGGUAGCAAAUGCUGAUUCUGAAUUAUUGUAAAUACUUUUGAUUUUAAAUUUGUAUUUUUCUGUAAUAUAAAAUUAAAUAUUUAACUUCUGAGGGAUGGGGACGAAGGCGGAAAGGGGAAUACUUUUACUUGACUCUGGAAAAAGGGCAUUUUGCAGGGUCCAGCCAAACUGUAAACGUUAAUAUGCUAGUGACAACAAUAUUGUUUGUUGUUUGAGGGUUUUUUUGGUUGCUAAGAGUAACAAUACUCAGGCAUAGCUAUCCAAGUAAUUGAAUUGAUUUAACUUUCCAUAGCAGUUUUUCCUUUCUCCAUAUUCUAUACUGGAAUAAUUUUCUCUUGUUAUUGUUUAAAAACAAAUUCAGUUGGACUUUCUAGAAUAUUUGUGCAGUGUUAUUUUUAUCUAGGCUAGAUUAUGAAUGCCUUUACAAAUUUAUGGAAAGAGUUCUGAUGUCAGGUGUUUUUGAUUGUUGCAGGGUCAAGACUAUUUAGUGCUAUAUUACUCUGUUUCUAAAUUGAGAAACAUCAAAACAUAAUGCAAGUAAGUCAGGUAGCUUUGAUGGCUUUAUUUCCUCUGGAGCUUGAAAAUUACAACUUUGAGUGGUUUUUUUUGCAGCCCUGCUUUUACAUUAUAUUGGCUUAACUUUAUAGUUUUGUGUGUGUGCGUAUGGGUGAAUUUUUUUUUAUCCUUUUUUUCCUAAAUAUGGUUUUACAGAAGCAUGUUUUCAGUCCUUUUAUUUUUUAAAAAAUUAAUUCAAGUUAUCAGCCUUGUUUAGACUAUUGGGAAUAGAGGUAACAAAGGAUUUCUAAAAAGCAGAAGAUAAGCUAAGAGGUACUCUAAAGGUGCUGAAAGUGACUCUAAAUACUUGCUGUUCUCAGGUGCUAUGUUUUCCAGAUGGAAAUAGUUAAAAGAGCGUAUUAGAACAUAGUUAAAAUAUUUUCUCACCAAAGUAAGUCAAAGAAAUAAACUAUGUUGUCAAUAUUAGUUAAAAUAAUAUACCCGUAUAAGUAUUCUCUGUGCUUAAGUUUGAGCAAAUGGAUUAAUGCAUACCAGGCUUUGGAAACUCUUUUAGCUCUAGCAUAUUGAACCAAACUGUUUUCUUUAAUUUUUUAAGAAUAGAAAGUUGGAGUUUAGAGCAGCAAUUGGAUUCAGAGCAGAAUGAAGACUGAGCUCUCCCUCCUUAAAGGCAGAUUUUUGAGAACACUUAUCUGAAAUAGAUGUAUGCCGGAAUAGAAUCUGGAGUAAGGAAUUUUAAAAUAGGAAGUAUGCUGUCUUGUACAUGUGACUGGCUUAUACAAAGACUCUUUUUUGACCAUCCGCAUUAUUUAUCUAUAUAUUACUAUUGGAACACAAAUGUGGCUGGACCCAUAUAUAUUAUUUCUUCUUGGUUUUAUUAUUUCUUUACUUUCUAUCUUUUUUUUUUUUUUCCCUUCAAAGUGGCUCUCCACUGUCAUGAAUUUAUGUAAUAGUUUCUUCACAGGCUGUCAACAGGCAGAGGUUCAUUCCCAUUUUCUUCAGAUAUCCAUGCUUCCAGCAGAAGUUAGUUCUGAUGUUCCACCUCAGAACAAGUAAUUUUUUUUUAAAAAAAUGCCAUAAUGAGCAGUAUUCAAAAAGAAAAAAGGGGGAAAAGUCUUCUGGUAGCUCAUGAAGAGGAUGUGGUGACCUCACUUGUUUUGUGUACUUGUAUGUAGGGAUAUUUUUGUUGUGUUCUAGUUGAAAACACUACUGCACCAAUCUUUCUGUAGAUGGCCUGAACCUCAUGUUGUUGUAGUGGAGAGAAAAAGCCCUGUUUUUUUCCUUGCUGUCUCACUUUGGGUGGAAAAGAGAGGGAGUAGGGAACACUGACUGGACAACAAAGAGAAUUAAGCCUGUUAUGGUAACUCGUUUUCUAGGAUAAUCUUUUUUGAAAAGUCAGAGAACUUGGAUUUGGCAUAAAACUUUUGUUUGUAGACAGAAAAAUAGGAAAUGAAAUAUUAUAGGGGUUUUCCCAUUCUCUAAGUUCUCACGUUCCUGCAAUUGAAAGAAAAGAAAUGAACAUGAAAGUGGAAAGACCACCUAGAAACUAUAUCAAAGACUCUUCCAGCAACUUUCCCUUUUCUUCUCCUACUAUACUUGCUAAUAAACCCUGGCUACAAGGUAGCCUUUGUUGACCUCUGAGGUAGAUUACCUAUGCAACCUAUAAUACUCUACAUGAAUCCAUUCUUAAAGACAAUUUUGAAAGGGUUAGAUGUUGAGAGUUAAAAUUGUUGCUUUCUGAUUACAUGGGGGUUUUGGGAGGUUUUGGUUUUUUUAGUGAUUGAAGUGCUUGUGUUACGUUUAGUAGAGAUAUAAGAGAGCACAGUGUCAUGAUCACAUUUUAGAAGCUUCAGCUUUCCCUAGGCUUUGCUGUAUGGCAUAAGCUAUCUUCAUUCACAAGGCCAUGAACUUGUAAAUGUGGAAAAUUUUUGCAGGGUUUCAGAGUCAGAGCUGAUGUGAAUCUUGCUACCCCCUUUUUGUAAUUGUGGAGACUAAGGAGAACUGAAGUUAGAACGACCUGGUACUACAAGCCUAUAACCAGUGCCCUGUUUAGGCUCCACAGGCCCAACCAUGCCUUCACACUCCCACCAUGACCCCCAAAUCUAGUGUCUUUCCAGAGUUUCAUUCAUGUAAUACUUCCAGACCAUUAAAAGCUGUUUGUAGCUCUGGGGUUGAAUGAGCCCAGAGCCACUCUUUCACAGAAGAAAUAUAAAUGGAACCAAGGGCCUUACUGUUUGUGGUUAAACAAGAUUAAAAGCUGCAACAUCCAUUUUUCCAAAAAAA